AUGGAAGUAACAAUGUUGGAAGAAACAUUUUGUAGGUUGUGCCUAAAUACUAUAAGGAAUUCAAAUUGCCAGGUGAUAGGAGAAGUGAUAAGAGAUGUUCUAAGAAUUGUUUUGCCGGAUUUGAAUUUGGAGGAAAAAGUUAAACAUUUCAUGUGUAAAACAUGUUCCGUAAAAUUAUUUGCUGCUUUUAAUUUUAAGGCAAUAUGUAUGGAUACUGAGGAUUUAAUUUUUCCUCAUAUAAAGGCUAGUGUAAUGUCGGCGAUUGAUUUAAAGGAAGUUUAUCUAAAAGAGAAGGGAAAUAUUCAGUUAAUCGAUGUAUCGGAAGAUCGGAGAAUAUGUCGAUUAUGUUUUCAGCCGGUAACUUACCGAUUUGUGUCAUUAAAUGAAGUGGAUGUUGACAUAAUCGAUACAUAUAUACCACAGGUUAAUAUCGGUGCUACCAGGGAUUCUGUUAUAUGUGCAGCAUGCUUUCAUUUGCUUCGUACCCAUGGCAGUUUUUUAAAGAGCUGUCUUGAUGCACAUAAGAAAUACACAAACGUCUAUCAACAUUCUUACCUUAAAACCGAGGAAAUUGAAAUAAAACUGGAAGAUCAUCAGGACAGUGACCCUAUACCGCAGACCUCCGAUGAUGAGCCAUUGGAGGAGAGUGACUGUAGAGAUGCAGAAGGGGAUGAAUGUAAAGCUGAGAAUAGAGCAGCCAACAAAUAUAAUACGAAAUCCAAGAAGGAGCGGAAAGUAUCGUACAAAUGCGAUAAAUGUAUUUACGAAACUGAAAGCGAGAGGUGUUUUACGGCACACCGUGCGAGACACAAAAAUGAUUCGGUAGUGUAUAAAUGUGAAUCGUGCAAGUUUGAAACUAAAAAUAAGACAUUACUUCGGAGGCACCAGUACGAAUCAUGUAAUUACAAGAAAAAAUGCAGAUCUAACCUUGCCGAGCAUCAGGUGAAUCACAAAGCACAAUUGUACAAGUGCAACUUCUGUGAUUUCAAAACGAAAUGGAGGACCAAUUUUAAUAGUCAUUAUGUGAAACACAAAGACUCAAACAAAUGUGAUGAAUAUGAUUAUAAAACUGAAUGCAAGUCAUUGCCUCACAAGGACACUUCACAGCUGCCUAUUUAUAAAUGCAAUGGUUGCAACUACGAAUCAUUGAAUAAGAGUAGUUUCAUCAAACACCAGUUGGUGCAUAAAUAUCCUUUGCAGAUUCAAAUUUACAAUUGUACUGACUGCGAUUACAAAACUAAAUACAAGAGUUAUAUCAAACGGCAUAAACUUAAGCACAAAGAUCCUUCACAGGUUCAAAUGUACAAGUGUAAAGACUGCGAUUAUGAAUCUAAAUACAAAUGUGCUAUUAAAAAUCAUCAACUGAUGCAUAAAGAUCCUUUGCAGCUUCAAAU
This is a messenger RNA of Anoplophora glabripennis (Asian longhorned beetle), 1394 nucleotides long. RefSeq names its product zinc finger protein 761-like. The record is from RefSeq and is a predicted model, not a curated record. Gene Ontology annotation, biological process: regulation of transcription by RNA polymerase II. Gene Ontology annotation, cellular component: nucleus. The annotation marks the transcript as partial. The transcript has 4 exons. Lineage: Eukaryota; Metazoa; Arthropoda; Insecta; Coleoptera; Cerambycidae. Gene Ontology annotation, molecular function: zinc ion binding; DNA-binding transcription factor activity, RNA polymerase II-specific; RNA polymerase II transcription regulatory region sequence-specific DNA binding.